This is a messenger RNA of Menidia menidia (Atlantic silverside), 1232 nucleotides long. NCBI's taxonomy places the organism in Eukaryota, Metazoa, Chordata, Actinopteri, Atheriniformes, Atherinopsidae. The record is from the annotation of a GenBank genome assembly.
AUGGCGUCUGUCUGGGCUAAAUUCCACGUUAACCUGCAAGUCUUUUGUGUUUUCUUCCUCCUGGUGCUAUGUCUACCACCGGGAGGAGGACAAAAGAAGAAAGAGAACCUGCUGUCGGAGAAGGUUGACCAGAUGAUGGAGUGGUCCUCCCGCCGGUCAGUCAUCCGAAUGAAUGGGGACAAAUUCCGCCGUUUUGUCAAGGCUCCGCCCAGGAACUACUCUGUCAUCGUCAUGUUCACUGCUCUGCAGCCUCAAAGGCAGUGUUCUGUCUGCAGACAGGCAAAUGAGGAGUAUCAGGUCCUGGCAAACUCCUGGCGUUAUUCAUCUGCAUUUUCCAACAAGCUCUUCUUCACUGUGGUCGACUAUGAUGAGGGAGCCGAUGUCUUCCAACAGCUGAACAUGAAUAGUGCCCCAACCUUCAUGCAUUUCCCGGCAAAGGGGAAGCCAAAGAGAGCUGAUACAUUUGACCUGCAAAGGAUUGGAUUCGCCUCAGAGCAACUGGCCAAAUGGAUUGCUGACCGCACAGAUGUUCAGAUCCGUGUCUUCCGUCCUCCUAAUUAUUCAGGGACCAUCGCUUUGGCUCUUUUAGUGUCUCUGGUUGGAGGUCUGCUAUACCUGAGGAGAAACAAUUUAGAAUUCAUUUAUAACAAGACUGGGUGGGCCAUGGCUGCGUUGUGUGUAGUGUUUGCAAUGACAUCUGGUCAGAUGUGGAAUCACAUCAGAGGUCCUCCCUACGCCCACAAAAACCCACAGAAUGGACAAGUGAGUUAUAUCCAUGGCAGCAGCCAGGCUCAGUUUGUUGCUGAAUCUCACAUCAUCCUUCUUCUGAAUGCAGCAAUUACCAUGGGGAUGGUUCUACUCAAUGAAGCUGCAACCUCCAAGGGGGACGUUGGCAAGAGGAGAAUUAUCUGUCUGGUUGGUCUUGGACUGGUGGUGUUUUUCUUCAGUUUCCUGCUUUCCAUCUUCAGGUCCAAGUACCAUGGAUAUCCCUACAGCUUCCUCAUCAAGUGAAAGAAAAGACGAAGUCCAAAGACUGAGAAAAGGCAAAAGAAGACUCAAGAAAACCUUCAAAAAACUUUGCAGAACUGCCACUGUUCAAUCUGCGUGGUGGGCUUUUUUUUGUGUGUGUGUGUGUUGCUUUCUAUUGUGCAUCAUCAAAUAUUCAACUUGAAUCGGCUUUUUUUUCUUUGUACACUGGAAAAUAAAGGUAUCUGGCAAUUCACUGUAUAACA